Molecule: messenger RNA, 3007 nt
Organism: Otolemur garnettii (small-eared galago)
Lineage: Eukaryota; Metazoa; Chordata; Mammalia; Primates; Galagidae
Product: zinc finger protein 665-like
Exons: 5
Coding region: 83-3007 (974 amino acids)
Biological process (GO): regulation of DNA-templated transcription
Source: RefSeq, a predicted model, not a curated record
CCGCGAUCCACUAGACAAAGCGGCUCUGCUGAGGUAUGCUGUUUGGAGAAUAGGUUCUGUGAUCUUAGAGGAGGAGUAGAAAAUGAACAAAUCCCAGAAAUGUGCUGUUCAGGGAUCUGUAUCAUUCAAGGAUGUAACUGUGAACUUCACCCGGGAUGAGUGGCUACGACUAAAUGGUACUCAGAGGACCCUGUACCGGGAUGUCAUGCUGGAGAAUUAUAGCCACCUGGUCUCUGUAGGAUGUUGCAUCACCAAACCUGACAUGAUUUUCAAGUUGGAGCAAGGAGAAGAGCCAUGGACAUUAGAUGGAGAAUUCCCAGGUCGAGGUUAUCCACAAGUCCAGAAAUUAGAUGACCUGAUAAAGAGAAGCCAGGAAAACCAACAUAAACACUUGUGGGGCACUUCACAUCUCAGCAACAAUACAUUCUCUAAGAAGAGAGAGAAGGUUUUUGGAAAAACACUUCAUCUGGAUACAAACCUAGUUUCUUUAAGAAAAACACCCUGUCAGUAUUAUUUAAGUGGAACCAAAUAUGUUUCAGAAUCAAGUAUUAGUGAUAAAAAUCUGCCAAGUAAGAACUCUUAUGAAAUUAAUAUAUGUGAAAAGUUGCCUUUUGAUACUAAGCAAGAAACGACUCACACUGGAAAUAAAGGUAAUGAAUAUAACCAAGAUGGGAAAUCCUCAAAUCUUAAUGAACAAUUAAUUGAACAUCAGAAGAUCCAAACUUUGGGACCACCUUUGGAAGACAAUGAAUGUGGGAGCACCUUCCCCAAGAAGGCAGCCAUUAUCACACAUAAGAUAUCUAAAACAGGAGAGAUAUCCUGUGAUCCUAAGCAACACGGGGAAAAUGUCAGUGCCAUGUCAUCCCCCAACGUUCACCAAGAACCUUUCCCAAGGAGGAAUCACUCUGAAGUUAAUAAGUGUGAGAAGUUAACUCUCCUUAAAAAUCAGAAAGCUAAUACAAGAGAGAAAAUCCAUGAACCUAAUGAAAAUGAGAAUUUCAGCAGUAAGUCACAUCCCAUACAUCCUCAUAAAACUCACACUGGAAAGAGAACCUUUGAAUGUAGUCAUUGCCAGAAAUCUUUUCAAAGGAUACAUACAAGAGAGAAACCAUGUGAAAACAAAUUACAACUCAGUGACUCACAGAUAACUUACCCAAGAGAGAAACCUAAUGAAUGUGAUAAAACCCCUGUGAAGUCAUCCCUCAAUUAUCACCAGAGAACACAGUCAGAAAAGAAACUUUAUGUAUGCAAUGACUGUAAGAAACCUUUUCGUCAUAGCUCAGCCCUAAGAGUCCAUCAGAGAAUUCACACAGGAGAAAAACCCUAUCAAUGUAAUGAAUGUGGGAAAUCUUUCUAUGCAAAAUCAAACUUCAUUCAUCAUCAAAGAACUCACACAGGGGAGAAACCAUAUGAAUGUAAAGAAUGUGGGAAAUCUUUCUGUGUGAAAUCUAACCUAACUAAACACCAAAAAACACAUACAGGGGAGAAACCUUACAAAUGUAAUGAAUGUGGGAAAACUUUCUUCCAGAAGUCACAAUUUGCUGACCAUCAGCGAACACACACAGGGGAGAAACCUUAUGGUUGCAAUGAGUGUGGAAAAUCCUUCUACUAUAAGUCAGCCCUAAGUGUACAUCAAGGGAAGCAUACAGAAGAGAAACGCUAUAAAUGUACAGAGUGUGGGAAAUCCUUCUGCUAUAAGUCAGCCCUAAUUAUACAUCAGGUAAUUCAUACAGGUAAAAAACCCUAUGAUUGUAAUGAAUGUGGGAAAGCCUUUUGUGUGAAGUCAAAUCUCACUAAACAUCAGAAAAUUCACACAGGGGAAAAACCCUAUGGGUGUAAUGAGUGUGGCAAAUCCUUCUCUAUGAAUUCAGUCCUCAUUGUACAUCAGAGAACUCACACAGGGGAAAAACCCUUUGGAUGCAAUGAAUGUGAAAAGUCCUUUUACAAAAAGUCAGCCCUCACUAAACAUAAGAGAACUCACACAGGGGAAAGGCCACAUGAAUGUAACGAAUGUGGGAAGUCCUUCCACAUGAAAUCAACCUUAGUUAUACACCAGAGAACUCACACUGGAGAGAAACCUUAUAAAUGUAAUGAUUGUGAGAAGUCAUUCUAUGUGAAGUCACAUCUUAAUAUUCACCGGAGAAAUCACACAGGAAAGAAACCCCAUGUAUGUAAUGAAUGUGGGAAAGCCUUUUCUAUGAAGUCAAACCUCACUGAUCAUCAGAGAACACAUUCAAAAGAGAAACCCUAUGAAUGUAAUGGAUGUCAGAAAACUUUUCGCCAUAAGUCCACCUUAACUGUACAUCAGAGAACUCAUACAGGAGAGAGACCUUAUAAAUGUAAUGAAUGUGGGAAAUCCUUUUAUAUGAAGUCAGCCCUCAGUCAACAUCAGAGAAUUCACACAGGAGAGAAACCCUAUGAAUGUAAAGAAUGUGGGAAAACCUUCUUCCAAAAAUCACAUCUUACGAAACAUCAGCGAACACACACAGGGGAGAAACCUUAUGAAUGUAACGAGUGUGGGAAAACUUUCUUCCAGAAGUCACAUCUCAUUGAACAUCAGAGAACACACACUGGGGAGAAGCCCCACAAAUGUAAUAAAUGUGGCAAAUCCUUUUGCUAUAAAUCAGCCUUAACCAUUCACCAGCGAACUCACACAGAAGAGAAGCCCUACAAAUGUAAUGAAUGUGAUAAGUCUUUCUGUAUGAAAUCACACCUCACUGUGCAUCAGAGAACUCACACAGGGAAGAACCCUUUUGAAUGUAAUGAAUGUGGGAAAACUUUUUACGUGAAGUCAAACCUCAUCAAUCAUCAGAGAACUCACACAGGGGAGAAGCCAUAUGAAUGUAAUAGAUGUGGGAAAUCUUUCUGUAUGAAGUCAACCCUCACAGUACAUCAGCGAACACACACAGGGGAGAAACCCUAUGAAUGUAAAGAAUGUGGGAAAACCUUCUGCAAGAAAUCAACUCUGACUAGUCAUCAGAUAAUUCACAUAAGAGUGACACCCUAA